Molecule: messenger RNA, 1711 nt
Organism: Harpegnathos saltator (Jerdon's jumping ant)
Lineage: Eukaryota; Metazoa; Arthropoda; Insecta; Hymenoptera; Formicidae
Product: solute carrier family 25 member 40
Exons: 7
Coding region: 602-1711 (369 amino acids)
Biological process (GO): mitochondrial transmembrane transport
Cellular component (GO): mitochondrion
Source: RefSeq, a predicted model, not a curated record
AGUAGUACGACUCAAUGGCGAAUUAAAUAGAUUUGUUCUGUUGUCAAGUAAUAGGACUCAACAUCACGUGGAAAAAUCUCUUUAUUUCCAAGUAAUAACAAUAUAUAUAUGCUGAAAAAUAGAUAUACAUUGAGAGGAAAGAAGAAAAAGAGGGAAAUUUAUAUAUUUAUUUAUUUAUUUAUUAUUUAGUCAGACGACAAACAGAGCAACAAGAAAUAAAGUGUACAACGUGUAGUUAAACAUACCCGAUCAUCACUCUACGCCGUGGUAUAUAAGCAUCGAGAUGAUUAUCGUUUGAAAAUUCAUAACGCAGUAAUUAAAGAUUCUAAAGUUGUAUAAUGCUGAUGUGAUUAACUUGAUAAAAGAAACUUCAAGUAUAUAUAUAAGGAAAGUUAAUUAAAUGGCAUCAUAUGAUUAUUAAUUAUUAUAAUAAAAUUUAUUUUCUGUUGGGAGGCAACUUUAUGAUGAUAUCACGUGCGUUAUCUUUUUCUCACUUUUACGAAUUAUCAUGUAGAUGAUAAUAACUAGUUCACUUCAAGAAUAUAUUUCGUGAGAGACUUCAUAGUGUUGUGUCAGUGUAGUUUGAAAUCAUCUCUUCAUAAUGAAUAAAAUAAACAACAAAGUUGUAGACAUUGACUUGGAUGAUCCAAAGUUUCGUAUUAAACCGUAUCAGCAAAUUAUAGCCUCCUGCACUGGUGCUUUUAUCACAUCAGUGUUUGUAACUCCUCUAGAUGUAGUAAAAAUACGGCUUCAAACACAGCAGAAAGCAAUGCUUUCAAAUAAAUGUUUUCUGUAUUGCAAUGGUUUAAUGGAUCAUUUGUGCCCUUGUACCAAUGGUAAAAUGCCUGAGUGGAUGAGAAGGAAUGGAAAAUUUAAUGGAACAGUAGAUGCCUUAGUAAAGAUAAGUAAAACAGAAGGAUUAACAUCACUAUGGAGUGGAUUGAGUCCUACUCUUAUUCUGGCUGUUCCUGCAACUGUUAUAUAUUUUGUUUCAUACGAACAAUUAAGAUUAUAUCUUAAGGAUACAUAUAAUAAAGAAUUUAGAAAAAAGCCAGGUAAUAUGGAGCAACCUUUUUGGAUUCCCAUUUUAGCUGGUGGCACAGCACGAAUUUGGGCUGCAACAUUAGUCAGUCCAUUGGAAUUAAUAAGAACAAAAAUGCAGUCACAAAGGCUAAGUUAUGCAGAAAUAACACAGGCAUUGAAGAAAGUUGUAAAAUAUAGUGGUGUUUCUGGGUUAUGGAUGGGAUUAGGUUCAACGCUUCUUCGUGAUGUUCCUUUUAGCGCUAUAUAUUGGUUGAAUUAUGAAACUAUAAAGAAGAUAUUUUACAGUUCACAACAUACUUUUACUUUUAAUUUAGCAGCAGGAGCAGUAGCUGGAUCUAUAGCAGCAAUUUUUACUAUUCCAUUUGACGUUGUAAAAACGCACAGACAAAUUGAAAUGGGUGAAAAGGAAAUUUAUUCUGAUAAGCCUAUUCGCAGUAGCAAUACAUGGACUAUAAUACAAAGAAUUUAUUAUCAAAACGGAUUGAAAGGUUUAUUUACAGGAUUAACACCACGUUUGGUAAAAGUAGCUCCAGCCUGUGCAAUUAUGAUUGCAACUUUUGAACAUGGUAAACAUUUUUUUCAAAUAUAUAAUGCUAAUAAAGCUCGCGAAUGUGAGGUUGACCGUGAUAUACAUUUAUUGCAACACAAAUCUAACAGUAGAGAAUGA